Molecule: messenger RNA, 672 nt
Organism: Carica papaya (papaya)
Lineage: Eukaryota; Viridiplantae; Streptophyta; Magnoliopsida; Brassicales; Caricaceae
Source: RefSeq, a predicted model, not a curated record
AUGAAUCCAGAGGUGUCAAAGACAGAAGGGAGAAUUGGGCAAACUACCAAUGUGGUUAUUGGAGGAACAGUUACAGAUGAUUCUACUACUGAAUGGCUUGAUCUAGAUAAAAAGGUCAAUUCAUACCCAACAGUUAGAGGGUUUACAGCAAUUGGGACAGGAGGUGAUGAUUUUGUGCAAUCUAUGAUUGUUGCUGUCGAAUCUGUAAUUCAACGGAGAAUCCCUGAGGGUAGUGUGAGGCAGAAGUUAUCAAAGAGGGGCAAAUAUGUGUCAGUCAAUAUUGGUCCGGUGCAAGUUGUUUCCAGUGAGCAGGUUCAAGCUGUAUACAAUGCAAUGAGAAGAGAUGAGCGGAUGAAGUACUUUCUAUGACGUGAUUCCAUUCUUGGUUUGACUAGAAUGAAGAGAAUAGAGAGCUAUGCCGUUGCUCUCUUCUCCUUACUCUGUUUCGGUAAAUUCUUCUGCCACCUAAUUUUGUUUAGGUGCUUUAAAUCUUGUAACAUCAUUCCUGGCCAAGGAAUCAUAUAGUGAAUUAUUAUGUUGUUAUUUUGUAAUGCUGCGUAUGGUUUUUAAUUUGUUAAACACAAUCAAGGCAGUAAAUAUAUAUUAAUGAUAUCCUCUUGUUCAACAAUGGUGGGAUGUUUUCGGACAUUCUCCGCUCUUUUGAGACUGACA